UUUUUCUUUCAAAACCUCCUAAACAAUAUAAUCCUCAACAAAUUAUUUGGAUCAAAGAUAGUGGUGAAGAACUUUGGUCACUAAGUCUAGAUUAUACAUUAAAUAAUGAAGAAUUUAUGAGAUUAUCGAAUUUUUAUCAAGCAAAUUUAAAUAAACCUAUUGAAGAA
Scutellospora calospora is the source of this 167-nucleotide messenger RNA. The record is from the annotation of a GenBank genome assembly. Lineage: Eukaryota; Fungi; Glomeromycota; Glomeromycetes; Diversisporales; Gigasporaceae.